Molecule: messenger RNA, 2288 nt
Organism: Cuculus canorus (common cuckoo)
Lineage: Eukaryota; Metazoa; Chordata; Aves; Cuculiformes; Cuculidae
Gene: ZBTB7B
Product: zinc finger and BTB domain containing 7B
Exons: 3
Coding region: 641-2065 (474 amino acids)
Biological process (GO): regulation of transcription by RNA polymerase II; positive regulation of gene expression
Molecular function (GO): protein binding; RNA polymerase II cis-regulatory region sequence-specific DNA binding; DNA-binding transcription factor activity, RNA polymerase II-specific
Source: RefSeq, a predicted model, not a curated record
GUACCGGCAGCCACGUCGCCCCGGGGGGGGGGGGGGCGAUAGUCACGCGUGGGGUCUUCCUUCACACCGGAUUGUGCCUUACCGGCGCGUUCUAUGGGAAACCGGAGAUCCCGGUGGGUCCCCAGAACGGCUGCGAAAGCUCCGGUUGCGGUGCCGCCAUCCAGCCGGGAUCUCCGGUGGGUGCUCGGUGUCAUCCCACCCCGCCUUGGCGAACGGUUCGGUAGCGUUCCCGGUUGUACGGGGCACCGGGUAGCACCAAGAUGAGUAUCCCGGUGGCACCGGGUGGCACCGGGUGAAGGGUCUGAACGGGCCUGAUGACUCGGUAGCACCCACCGAGCACCGGUAACACCCGCCAAACACCGCCAGCACCCACCAAGGCACCGCAAACGCCAACCGAACGCCGGUAGCACCCACCGAGCACCGGUGGACUCUGCCCUGCGUGCACCCAGCCCCGCCGUCCGUGUCCCGUCCCCCCCCCCCCACCAACCGGCCGCCCCACCGGCUGUUUGCCCGGGGUGGGGUGCGGUAUUUACCCUCCCGCCGUGGCCCGCGCCACCGUCUUGCGCCGUGGCCGCCCUUGACCUGUGUCUGCUUUCGCCUGGCGAGUGGACGCGGUGCCAGCUUUCGCUGUAGGGUAAAGAUGAUGACCAGCCCAGAAGACGACCUCAUCGGCAUCCCCUUCCCCGAGCACAGCAGCGAGCUUUUGAGCUGCCUCAAUGAGCAACGCCAGCUCGGGCUGCUCUGCGACGUCACCAUCAAGACACAAGGAUUGGAAUAUCGUACCCACCGCGCCGUCUUGGCCGCCUCCAGCCGCUAUUUCAAGAAGCUUUUUGCCGGACCGGGACCGGGACAAGAGGUUUGCGAGUUGGACUUUGUGGGACCGGAGGCUUUAGGAGCGUUGUUGGAAUUUGCCUACACGGCGACGCUCACCAUCAGCAGCGCCAACAUGGGCGAGGUGCUGCGCGCCGCCCGCCUGCUGGAGAUCCCUUGCGUGAUCGCUGCCUGCGUGGAGAUCCUGCAGGGCAGCGGCUUGGAGGCACCUUGCCCGGAUGACGGCGACUGCGAGCGCGCCCGACGCUACCUGGAAGCUUUCGCUACCCUUCCUGAGGGCGAGGAGCCCCCACCACCGCCCCCUCGCCCCGUCGCCCGUCGCAGCAAGAAGACGCGCAAGUUCCUACAAACGUGCGGCUCUCGUCUCAACAACCACGCGGAGGAGACGCCCGCUGAGGCCGAAGGCUGCGGCAGCCCCACGCUGCCCGCCGAGCCGCCCUCGCCACCCCUGCCCGAGGGGUUACCUCUACCCUAUGACAGCUUUGAGCUGCCCGAGGAGGAGGAGCUGCCCCCGCACCCCUUCCCCUUCCCCUACCAACCCCCCCUGUCCCCCGAGGAUGCCGAUGAGGAUGAAGAUGCCAUCGACCCCGACCUGAUGGCGUACCUGAGCUCGCUGCACCAUGAAUCGCUGGCGCCGGGGUUGGAUACGCCUGACAAGUUGGUGCGUAAGCGCCGUUCGCAGAUGCCCCAAGAGUGUCCCGUCUGCCACAAAGUCAUCCACGGUGCCGGUAAAUUGCCCCGGCACAUGCGCACGCACACGGGCGAGAAGCCCUUCGCCUGCCAGGUCUGCGGCGUUCGCUUCACACGGAACGACAAGCUGAAGAUCCACAUGCGGAAGCACACGGGCGAGCGGCCCUACUCGUGCCAGCGCUGCAGCGCCCGCUUCUUGCACAGCUACGACCUGAAGAACCACAUGCACCUGCACACGGGCGCGCGGCCCUACGAGUGCUACCUCUGCCACAAGGCCUUCGCCAAGGACGACCAUCUCCAACGGCACCUCAAGGGCCAGAACUGCCUGGAGGUGCGGACGAGACGACGCCGACGCGACGAACCCCCUCCUCAACCUACCGGACCCCCCGGGCUCGACCUCUCCAACGGGCGACUGGAGGGGCUGCGUCUCUCCAUCGCUCAUUUGUGGGGACCGGGAAGGAUCAAAGAGGAGGAAGAGGAGCCGGAGGUUGAGGAAGGCUCUCAACCACAACCCCACGCGGCCGUGAAGGUGGAGACGGCGUAGGGCGGUUGAUGUGUUGAGUUGUACCGGACCCGCCGGGGUUUCUCUUCCCAUUUUUUUGCCCCCCCCCCGCCCCGUUACGGUUCAUUCCCAGUUAUGCAAAGGGGGGGGGGGAAGAAACUCCCCCCCCUCCCCUUUUAGCUGAUUUGCACAAUGGGGUGGGGGGGGGUCCCCAACUUUUCCCCCUAUGCCACACCCGGGUACCCCCUUCUUGUGGCAGAGCCCC